This is a messenger RNA of Pyricularia pennisetigena, 150 nucleotides long. RefSeq lists its product as uncharacterized. Bases 1 to 150 code for a protein of 49 amino acids. The record is from RefSeq and is a predicted model, not a curated record. NCBI's taxonomy places the organism in Eukaryota, Fungi, Ascomycota, Sordariomycetes, Magnaporthales, Pyriculariaceae. The transcript has a single exon.
AUGUUGCAGCACAAUCCUCACCGACACAUACGACCAUACCCACUGGAAUACACGGGAUCCCGUCCGCUCUCCCCUAGUCAAACCAGUGAGGGCCGAACUAGUACUCAGGUGGGUGACCACUGGGGAAUCCUCGGUGUUGUAUGUUUUUAA